Molecule: messenger RNA, 1723 nt
Organism: Lobosporangium transversale
Lineage: Eukaryota; Fungi; Mortierellomycota; Mortierellomycetes; Mortierellales; Mortierellaceae
Exons: 2
Coding region: 102-1427 (441 amino acids)
Biological process (GO): regulation of transcription by RNA polymerase II
Molecular function (GO): DNA-binding transcription factor activity, RNA polymerase II-specific; RNA polymerase II cis-regulatory region sequence-specific DNA binding
Source: RefSeq, a predicted model, not a curated record
AACAUUAAUAAGAAUUACAAAAGCACCCCUUUUCUUCUCACACAUCCUUGUUCUCUUCAAAGUCAGAGCCAACAAGUUUUUUCUUUUAAAGAAUCAAAAUCAUGUCUUUGGAAGCCGAUAUCCGUCGAGAUAAUCCCUACAGCCCUUUCGAGGCCAACUACAAAUUUCUCAAUCCUGGCACACCGAGAUCGGAUGCUGAUCUCUUUGAAACCAGCUUCAAGGCCCCAAGUACGAUUUCUAUGCUCCCGCAGCCACAUCGGCCGCUUCCCGAACAGCAUCCGUGGUCGGACAUGGUGUUUGAUGUGGCCUGCAUGCCUCUGCGCCAAAUGUCGCCUGGUAUCUCUCUCCCAUCAGCUUCCCCAAACUCCUCUAUGCCCACACCACCUCUUUAUUCAGGUUCUACCGUUUCGAGCGCCUUUAGUUCGCGAACAUCCUCCAUGUGCUCUGACCAACCUCUCACACUUGUUGAAGCUACCCGUACUCUUACUCAUGAUCACCUCACCUUUAACCUUUCUCCCUCCAAAAAGUCAAAACACAGUGACCUGGAUCUUCCACCUCUUGCACCUGAUUCUCCUGUACAGGACUCUCUUGUACCGAGCGAUACUUUAAGAAACAGCAGCAUGGACACAACUCUCUCUAGUGAAAUUUAUUCCCAGCUUGACCUUCAAGGGGAUGAUCUUGAAGCAGAUGGCCAAGAUAUGAGUGACCAUUUUGAAAGCACCAUGGAUGUGGAUUCAAAUGAGUCUAAUGAUGAAGGCGAUGACGAGGCUGGCUCCUUCAAAGACUCCGAUUCGCGUGAAUCAUCCUCUAUGGGCGACAUCUCUCCUGUCAAAGGUCGCGCCACGCGCUCAUCCGCUCGGGCUGCCACUAGAGCGUCCAAAUCCAAGCCACCAGCCAAGACGUCCACAAGAGCAAAGAAGAACGUUGCAACCAAAGCCGCACAGGCCCCACAGAAGAUCAAGACAACCCUAAAGAAUGCAGGCCGAGCCUCUUCCAUGGGAUCUAAAUCACCUACUAGUGCUAGCGAUAGCAGCAGUAGUGGUAGCAUCAGUAGCAGCAGUUCCCGCAAACAUUCUUCCGCUGAAGAAGAAUCUCCUGAAGCCAAACGUCAAAAGUUCUUGGAACGCAACCGUAUGGCCGCGUCCAAAUGUCGAGAGAAGAAGCGACUGCAAACUCUUAAGACGAUUGCUGACGCAGAUGCUAUCACUGCACGCAACCAAGCUUUACAUGAGCUGCAAGAAGAGUUACAGGAAGAGGUACGGACACUCAAAAACCAGAUUCUAUGUCACCGUGACUGCGGUUGUGAUGUGAUUCAGAAGUUUGUUCAGAGCAGCUUUGGUGCAGCCUCGAUUUUUGCAGGACCAGCCCAUGCACAAAUUCAAGCACAAGUGCGCGCAGCUGCCCGUCCACACACCCAUAUGCUUUAAAAAAGCAGUAGUGUAGCCACCUGUCUUUGUAAUUUUUUUUCUCUUUCAAACUUUAUGACUAUUCUCGCAUGAAUUUCUGCAGCACAUCAGGAUAUUGCUUAAUACCGCGACAAAUGUACAUAGUGAUCAAAACUUUCCAGGGUCGCGCGUCUUUCCUCUACUUUGUUAGUCCUCUCACUGUACCAUAUAGUAUUUUCCUUUUCAGCGUCUUUAUUUUAUUACUUUUUACUUUUUCUCAAGAAAAAACAUAGUACAUCUAUUACUGUUCGUGCACGUCGCACUAAACAAAUAAAAAU